GCAAUGUGCAAGCAGCGCUCAGGGCGACGUGGCGGGCGGGAGUACGGAAGCCGCUGGGAGAAGCUGCUCUCGCCACUACUCUGAGCAUCAUCUCCCUGCUGCGUUGGAGCUUCCGCUGGCACCAUGUUAAAGAAAUUCGACAAGAAGGACGAGGAGUCGGGUGGAGGCUCCAACCCCCUCCAGCACCUGGAGAAGAGUGCGGUCCUCCAAGAGGCUCGGGUCUUCAACGAAACUCCUAUCAACCCUCGGAAAUGUGCCCACAUCCUCACCAAGAUCCUUUACCUCAUAAACCAGGGGGAGCACCUGGGGACCACGGAAGCAACCGAGGCUUUCUUUGCCAUGACCAAGCUCUUCCAGUCCAACGAUCCCACACUCCGUCGCAUGUGCUACUUGACCAUCAAGGAGAUGUCUUGCAUUGCAGAGGAUGUCAUCAUUGUUACCAGCAGCCUGACAAAAGACAUGACUGGAAAAGAGGAUAAUUACCGUGGUCCAGCUGUGCGGGCCCUCUGCCAGAUCACUGAUAGCCCCAUGCUGCAGGCUGUCGAGCGCUAUAUGAAGCAAGCGAUUGUGGACAAGGUACCCAGUGUCUCCAGCUCUGCCCUCGUGUCUUCCCUGCAUCUACUGAAAUGCAGCUUUGAUGUGGUCAAGCGCUGGGUGAACGAGGCCCAGGAAGCAGCGUCCAGUGAUAACAUCAUGGUACAGUACCAUGCCCUAGGACUUCUGUACCAUGUGCGGAAGAAUGACCGCCUGGCCGUGAGUAAGAUGAUCAGUAAGUUCACCCGGCACGGCCUCAAGUCCCCCUUUGCCUACUGCAUGAUGAUCCGAGUGGCCAGCAAGCAGCUGGAAGAAGAAGACGGCAGCCGUGACAGCCCGCUCUUUGACUUCAUUGAGAGCUGCCUGCGUAACAAGCAUGAGAUGGUGGUGUAUGAAGCUGCCUCAGCCAUUGUCAACCUGCCAGGCUGCAGUGCCAAAGAGCUGGCCCCUGCCGUGUCAGUGCUCCAGCUUUUCUGCAGCUCUCCCAAGGCUGCGCUUCGCUACGCUGCCGUGCGCACCCUCAAUAAGGUGGCCAUGAAGCACCCCUCGGCAGUGACCGCCUGCAAUCUGGAUCUGGAAAACCUGGUCACAGACUCGAACCGCAGCAUUGCCACAUUGGCCAUCACCACCCUCCUCAAGACAGGGAGUGAGAGCAGCAUCGACCGCCUUAUGAAGCAGAUCUCUUCCUUCAUGUCAGAGAUCUCAGAUGAAUUCAAGGUGGUGGUUGUCCAGGCCAUCAGCGCCCUGUGCCAGAAGUAUCCUCGCAAACACGCCGUGCUCAUGAACUUCCUGUUCACCAUGCUAAGGGAAGAGGGUGGCUUUGAGUACAAGCGUGCCAUCGUGGACUGCAUCAUCAGCAUCAUUGAGGAGAACGCGGAGAGCAAAGAGACGGGGCUGUCACACCUCUGCGAGUUCAUAGAAGACUGCGAGUUCACUGUGCUGGCCACCCGCAUCCUGCACUUGCUGGGCCAGGAGGGGCCCAAGACCACCAACCCCUCCAAGUACAUUCGCUUUAUCUAUAACCGUGUGGUCUUGGAGCACGAGGAGGUUCGGGCAGGUGCAGUGAGUGCGCUGGCCAAGUUUGGAGCCCAGAAUGAAGAGAUGUUACCGAGUAUCUUGGUGCUACUGAAGAGGUGUGUGAUGGAUGAUGACAACGAAGUGAGAGACAGAGCCACCUUCUACCUGAACGUCCUGGAGCAGAAGCAAAAGGCUCUCAAUGCAGGUUAUAUCCUAAAUGGUCUGACUGUGUCAAUCCCUGGCCUGGAAAGAGCCCUGCAACAGUAUACACUAGAACCAUCUGAAAAGCCGUUUGACCUCAAGUCUGUGCCUCUGGCCACUACCCCUAUGGCAGAGCAGAGAGCAGAAAGCACUGCCACCGCAGCUGUCAAACAGCCAGAGAAAGUGGCAGCCACUCGGCAGGAGAUUUUCCAGGAGCAGUUAGCAGCGGUGCCUGAGUUCCAGGGGCUAGGACCCCUCUUCAAGUCCUCACCUGAGCCAGUGGCCCUCACCGAGUCGGAGACUGAGUAUGUCAUCCGUUGCACCAAACACACCUUCUCUGACCACUUGGUGUUCCAGUUUGACUGCACAAACACCCUCAAUGACCAGACCCUGGAGAAUGUCACAGUGCAAAUGGAGCCUACCGAGGCAUACGAAGUGCUCGCCUAUGUGCCUGCCAGGAGCUUGCCCUACAACCAGCCUGGGACCUGCUACACACUGGUGGCUCUGCCCAAGGAAGACCCCACAGCUGUGGCAUGCACGUUCAGCUGUGUGAUGAAGUUCACUGUGAAGGACUGUGACCCCAACACGGGAGAGAUUGAUGAAGAAGGCUAUGAGGACGAGUAUGUGCUGGAGGAUCUAGAAGUUACUGUGUCUGAUCACAUUCAAAAAGUCAUGAAGGUGAACUUUGAAGCAGCCUGGGAUGAGGUCGGGGAUGAGUUUGAGAAAGAGGAAACAUUCACCCUGUCUACCAUCAAGACACUUGAAGAGGCUGUGGGCAAUAUUGUGAAGUUCUUGGGAAUGCAUCCUUGUGAGAGGUCAGACAAAGUGCCAGAAAACAAGAAUACUCACACGCUGCUGCUAGCUGGUGUGUUCCGGGGUGGUCAUGACAUCCUUGUGCGCUCCCGGCUCCUGCUUUUGGACACAGUGACAAUGCAGGUGACAGCCAGAAGCUCAGAGGAGCUGCCAGUAGAUAUCAUCUUGGCAUCUGUGGGCUAAAGGUCCAGCCUAAGCCCUCGCCUUCUCCAACGCUACAUCAGAGUCGCUUCUUCCCUGUGAAGCCGUGGAAACCCUUCCCCACACCUAUUCAGACCAAUCAGGAAUCAGUACAGAUUUUUUUAUUCCAUCCUAUCAUUCAGGAAUGCUGGAGGAGAUUUUGUCACCUGCAAGGAGACAUCACAAAUGAAUAAAAUGUUCAGAUCUUCUUGGAUAUUUAUCCCCAAGGAAACUGUCUCAUCCCUGUACUGUCAGCAUGCGCUUCUUGAAUAACUGCUUCUCAUGCAGGCGCUGGCUCAGGGCCCCACCUCUCCUGGAGGCCUUGCUCACCAAGUGGAG
Acomys russatus (golden spiny mouse) is the source of this 3084-nucleotide messenger RNA. It is a transcript of the gene Copg1, whose product is annotated as COPI coat complex subunit gamma 1. Lineage: Eukaryota; Metazoa; Chordata; Mammalia; Rodentia; Muridae. Gene Ontology annotation, cellular component: COPI vesicle coat; endoplasmic reticulum; Golgi membrane. Gene Ontology annotation, biological process: endoplasmic reticulum to Golgi vesicle-mediated transport; protein secretion; intra-Golgi vesicle-mediated transport. The record is from RefSeq and is a predicted model, not a curated record. Gene Ontology annotation, molecular function: structural molecule activity.